UGGGUCUCCAUUCUGUGCUGUGUGUCAGCUCCGGAGGAGAGAGGGCUAGACGCGGGAGGGAGGAGGAGAAGAAGCCGAGAGUCGGAGCCCCGAACAAAAGCAGGACACCGAGCACCGUGGAAGUUCCGUGCCCCGGUGCAGAGCCCAGCCUCCGGGAGAGCUGCCGGGGUGAGAGCCUCCGCCGCCUGGAUCCUAUCCUCCGUGCUCUGCUGGACUUGUCCGGAUCUGGACGGAUUCCUGCGCCCUGGGAUUUACAGGAGGGAGCCACAACAAAGGCAGGAGGGAGCAGAACAAUAAGAGUUCCGUGUGUGCUGCAGGGUGCACCGAGGGUGCUGCAGAGCAGGGCUCGCUCCUGGAGAUGGAUGAUCAGCCCAGGCUAAUGCAUAGCCACCCCGGGGUGGGGAUGCCAGGUCACCCCAGCCUGUCCCAACACAUGCAGGAUGGCACUGGGGCUACAGAGGGGGAGGGGGGCAGGAAGCAGGACAUCGGGGAUAUACUACAGCAAAUCAUGACCAUCACUGACCAGAGUCUGGAUGAAGCACAGGCCAGAUCUUAUGACGGAUCAGAAGAGCAGAAAGCAAAACGAAAACAUGCCCUGAACUGCCACCGAAUGAAACCCGCCCUCUUCAAUGUGCUUUGUGAAAUCAAAGAAAAGACAGUACUCAGUAUUCGGGGAGCACAAGAAGAGGAGCCGGCAGAUCCUCAGUUGAUGAGAUUGGAUAACAUGCUACUGGCUGAAGGGGUAGCAGGUCCAGAAAAAGGAGGAGGUUCCGCAGCAGCUGCAGCAGCCGCCGCAGCUUCAGGUGGUGCCGGGUCUGAUAACUCGGUGGAACAUUCAGAUUACAGAGCCAAAUUAUCCCAAAUCCGACAGAUCUACCACACAGAGUUAGAGAAAUAUGAACAGGCCUGCAAUGAAUUUACAACACAUGUGAUGAAUCUGCUGCGGGAGCAGAGCCGGACCAGACCCAUCUCCCCCAAAGAGAUUGAGCGCAUGGUUGGAAUUAUCCACAGAAAGUUUAGUUCUAUCCAGAUGCAGCUCAAGCAAAGCACAUGUGAAGCAGUCAUGAUCUUGAGGUCCCGCUUUUUAGAUGCACGACGGAAGAGAAGAAAUUUCAACAAGCAAGCUACAGAAAUUUUGAACGAGUAUUUCUAUUCACACCUCAGCAACCCAUACCCCAGUGAAGAGGCCAAAGAGGAGCUAGCCAAGAAGUGUGCGAUCACCGUAUCACAGGUAUCAAACUGGUUUGGAAAUAAGCGAAUCCGCUACAAGAAGAACAUAGGUAAAUUUCAAGAGGAAGCCAAUAUAUAUGCUGCCAAAACAGCUGUGACUGCUACCAAUGUGUCAGUUCACGGAAGUCAAGCCAAUUCGCCCUCAACUCCCAGUUCUGCUGGAAGCAAACAGACGGAACGCGGGGCAGUGGCACCACAAAACAAAAUGCAGUUCCUGUCACCACAGAACCUCGGUUCUUCCAGUUCUUUUAACAUGUCAAACUCUGGAGAUUUGUUCAUGAGCGUGCAGUCUCUCAAUGGAGAUUCUUACCAAGGUGCCCAGGUUGGAGCCAACGUACAGUCACAGGUGGAUACCCUUCGCCAUGUUAUCAGUCAGACAGGCGGAUACAGUGAGACUCUGUCAGCGAAUCAGAUGUACAGUCCGCAGGGCAUCAGUGCUAACGGAGGGUGGCAGGAUGCGGCCACCCCUUCGUCUGUGACUUCCCCUACGGAAGGACCUGGCAGCGUCCAUUCUGAUACCUCCAACUGAGCAGCCGGCUCCUGAAUUUCUACUCUUGAAAGCCAGAAUCCAUCCCUUCCCUCUCACUCCAGAUGGCCACUGUGGGAAUGCAGCGAACAAAGCAACCUCUUUUGGCAUAUCCAUUAGAAACUCUCCAGUCCGUCAUUAAUACUUACAUUGACUCCUUUAUCCAUGCCUACAUUAUUACUAUUAUGUAGGUUGUAUUCUUUGCUUCUUCUUUUUAUUUUAUUUUUUACCCAGUUUUGUUUUUUUGUUUUUAAUAGUUUGGGAUGAACAUCAACUAACUGCCAAUGAAGCAUUAAUUAGAUUGAUUUAAAUAUGGCACCAUCAAGCGACCACGUUUACUUGAUCCCAAACAAUGCUUAAACGAUAAUGGAAGUACAAUAUAUUGCAUUUGGCAUCAAGCCCCCUCUGAUCACAAUUAUAGCUGAGGUCCAAAAAUCCUGAUGGUUGUUACCUCAUGCAGUAAAAUCUCCUUUUGGAACAUGGAACUAAACCAUGGAUGGUUACUGCCAUACAUGUGAUCUUUAGUUUCGCCAGUAUGCCCAUACUUGACUAAUGACAUCUUCCCUUCAAACCUCUGGUUCAUCUGUUCCUAGUUUGAGAAAAAAAAGACCAUCUUCAAAAAUGAUUAGAGUUACAGAAUCUUGAGGAAACCCAUAAUAUAUGUGGAUUACGUAUACUAACCAAAGGCUGUACAUUUUAAAGGACAAUAAACUGGAAUACAGUUUCUAUGAUGUGUUGCUACCAGAAGUAGUUCCAGCUACAUAGAUUGUUAAAAUGUUCUUCCACAUUGACCUUAGUUCUUCUCUUCAGACAACAGUUCUUCAAGCAAAGAAGCAGAUCUACUGCUAGUUCAUUUGUGGGGGGGGAAAAGUAUUCGGUACCAAAAAUAUAGAUAUAUGAGCCUUGCUAUCAAUCCAGAGCUCCUUCCAUUGCCUGUAUUUUGGAUUUGGACGUUAUUCUCUUGAAGAUGAAAGUGCUCCAUUUGACCUUUACAAAAUAAUGAAUAUCACCCUCAAUAGAUGUGAAGGCCCCUUUUCUCCAACUGCAUUGUCCUGUGAUCAUUUACUACCAAUAUCUCCACGUGGAUAUUAUUUCUCUCCAUUAAUUGACUUCUUCCAAGAUCAGUGCUCUAAAGAAAUUUCUUUUUCAAUCCAGACUGGGUCAUUUCGCAAAAACGCCUAUCCAUCCCAAUUAGUAUGGCUGCUUCAAACCUUCCUUCAUUUAAAAUAUUUGUCCCUAGGAAUUGUUUUGCCUGGUAUUGGUCACAUUUCUGGACAUCAUUUCAUUACUGAUUACCGGUACUCUUCUCUGGCAGUUAUCCACAAGCACCUGCACAGGGUGUCAUCAAUCCACGUUUGAUACCAAAAAUCCGCAUGUACUCGCACAGAGGAAAGACGGACACAGAGGGAAGUGCUCAGCUUUAUUAACAUUCACUGCAGUUUCACAUAACUUGUGUAUCGUCGAUUGUUAUAUUUGAGAUAAACAUUUGAUGCUGGAUGUUCUUGUAUAUUCUGAAGAAAACAAAAAAGACAAGAUAAAAAGACAGAAGAAAAAAAAAAGACAUCAAACAGCCAAAAAAAGUUGUCCUGGGUUUAAUAAUCUUUAUUACUAAAAAAACAGAUAAAAAUCUUUUAAAAAAAAAAAAAAGUCCUGUUACAGAGAUCACACCCGUUUAGCAUGGAAAUAGGUUGCUGAUUUCUAUUUUAUGUCUUUCAUAUUUCUUGCUUAGUUUUAACACGAAAAAAAACAAAACUACCUACAUGUGAUUUUUUUUUUAAUUUUUAUUAUUCUUUUUAACACCGCGCGUUUGUGAGUUAUAACGCAAUGCUAGAUAAAUGUAGUUGGGCACCUUUUUAGUUAUUGUUUUAAUUUUUUUUUUUCUAAGGGUAGGGGUGAGCGGGCGGGCACAGGGUUUGGGGCAAAUUGGGGAUUGUUUCAGGGGAAAGGGGAGGGACAUUUUCCAUAUAUGACCCCUUUUACGGCCAGAGUAGUCUGACAUAUAUGCUGUUAUUUGCCCCUCUGGCAGAAACGGGGUUGAAAAUGCAGACUCAAAGAUUCUGCUGGAUAAAACCCAUUUUGUAAACUAAAGUUAAAAAAUAAAAAGCAAAAAAAUAUGAAAAAAAAAAUGUUGGAAAAAAGUUGGAAUAGUUAAACCUUAAUAGGUACAUCAUAAAAUGUACAUUUAAUAACUUUUCUGAGAACCAGAAAUAAAUUCUUUUUUCCUGUU
Bufo bufo (common toad) is the source of this 3983-nucleotide messenger RNA. RefSeq names its product PBX homeobox 1 (gene PBX1). Gene Ontology annotation, cellular component: nucleus. The record is from RefSeq and is a predicted model, not a curated record. Lineage: Eukaryota; Metazoa; Chordata; Amphibia; Anura; Bufonidae. Gene Ontology annotation, molecular function: DNA-binding transcription factor activity, RNA polymerase II-specific; RNA polymerase II cis-regulatory region sequence-specific DNA binding. Gene Ontology annotation, biological process: regulation of transcription by RNA polymerase II; animal organ morphogenesis; eye development. The transcript is spliced from 11 exons. Bases 359 to 1759 code for a protein of 466 amino acids.